Molecule: messenger RNA, 5294 nt
Organism: Polistes dominula (European paper wasp)
Lineage: Eukaryota; Metazoa; Arthropoda; Insecta; Hymenoptera; Vespidae
Source: RefSeq, a predicted model, not a curated record
AUUAAAACAAUAUCGAUUAAUUCAGCAAAGAAACAAAAUAUAGACAGAUAUAUCCCCGGCUAUGAGUUAAUUACAAUUGCGAUGGUUCUUAGCAGUGAAAAGCAUGUUAUACCUAUGUUGUGUUGCAUUGAAUUCCUAUUUAGCUUAUCAAAAAAAUAAAUAUGUCUGACGGUGCAUGAAUAGUUGAACAGAUUCAGAGAUCCGAGAUUUAGUUCAUCAACGAGUAACAAGUUAUCAGUGGAUUUUAUGCUUAAAACGUGAAAUAUUUAACGUUUGGCUAUAAUAUAACUAGUAACUGUGAAAUUACCAGUCCUCUGAUUUUCUUCUUAAAAACCUGUUUUGACAGUGCUUAAUGAAUAUUGUAGAUGUAAAUAUUUUUAUGUAGUUAUUCUAGUACCUUAUAUUGUAAAUAAGUACAUAUCACGUGUUAUAACAGUUAUGCUCUGCCUGUCUUUGACUUAAGUAUAAAGUUAAAUUAAAAUAAAUUUUUUAAGCAAAAUGAGUGAUCUUGCUGAAAUGGAAGAAUUGCAGACACCAAUCAUUGAAAAAAAGACCAAUAACAAAGACAACGAUAAGUUGAAAAAAGAACAAUCUUCUAUUGUGCAAAAAGAGUCUAUCAUCAAAAAAACUACUGAAGAUGUACAACGUGCCAUUGAAGGUCUCAAGGAAAUACCGGAUAAAGAACUUCAAGAGUUUCUGGAUGAUGAUUUUAUGGAAGGUCUCAAUGUUGUCGAUGCUUGGGAAGGAGAGGAAGAUAAGAAUCGUGAGGAAAAAAAAUCUCAAGCUAAAGAAAACGAACAAGUUACUAGGGAGCACAAUCGCAAGGAACAUAAAGUCGUCGUUAGAAACAGUCGUGAGAAAUCUAAACGAGAGGAAAAGAAACGUGAGGAAAAGAAACGUGAAGAAAUUCGGCGAGAUCCAUCUAAAAGUACAAAAGAUAUAGAAAGAGACAAAAUGCGUACGAAGAGGGACAACGAGAGUAAAUUAUUGGCGGAGAAAGAAAAAGCUAUUAAAAAUUUACUUGAUUCUGAUAAUGUAGUACCACCUGGUACAGAAAGUGAAGCAAUUCAAAGUAUUACUGAUAAACAAAAUGAGGAACGAGUACAAAUGCGAAAUCGAAAAAGUAGAGAACGUCGUAGAAGCCAGGAAAGAAUAAAAUUAAGUCCAGUACGUAGAAAAAGUUAUGAUAGAUGCAGAGCAAGUCCGCAUAGAAGAAUAUUGAGUCCUAUUCGUCGUAGAAGUCCUUUCAGAUUGAGUUCAGAAAGAGUAAAUUGUGAUCGUAGAAGUCCUCUUAUAUUAUCACCAGAAAGAAGAAGAAGUCCGUACCACAGACGAUUAAGUUGGGAACGAAGAUUAAGUGCAGAUAGAAGAUGGAGUGCUGAACGACAUAAAAGAAGAAUGGAACUACAAGAACGACGAAGAAGUCGAUCUCGUGAUCGGCAACGAAGUCGCAGCAUGGAACGUUUUCGAAGAAGGUCCCGUUCACCGAUUAAUAGGAGAUACAGUCCAAGACGUCGAAGUCGUACUCGUAGCAGAUCUUUGGAACGACGCACCAGGAAAAGAUCACCUUUCAUCAAUGAACUUGCCAGGCAGUUGCGAAAUGAAGCUAUAAAGUCUAAUUCUACAUAUAUCCCAGCAUCCUCAAUGGAAGGAAUAUCACCAAUCAUGAAUACAUCUAUAUAUUCACAAGAGACAGAAGUUCGAGGAGCAUUGUCUCAGUCUUAUAUGCAUCAGGGUGGACCACUAACACCAGCACAACAACCACAACCACCACCAUCAUCUUCUGUAUUGCCAAUGUCAUCGGGAAUGCAGCCAUUUAUGAAUUUUGAUAUUCCUUCAUCUCAAACAGCUAUAGGCUUCGAUGGUGCUCCUUUACAUUCAAUACCACCUGCUCAUUACUCCUCUGGCCCCGUAAUGUACAAUCAUAAUACGGUACAAACGAAUACUAUACCAACGCAAUCAGGAACCCGAGCAGUACUACAUCCUGCACCUCAUCAAACUACUCCACAACCAGUGCCUGCACCAGUAUCAAUGGAUCAAUCAGUCAUGGGAGGAUAUGUGCCACAACAUGGAGUUGUUUCACAUUUAGAGUCAUCCAACCAUAAGCCUGUUAAUGCAGUCCUUUCACCAUCAUCAAAUUAUAAAGACCAUAGGUCAUCGCUAUCCUCAAACAAUGGAUACCAGCUUCGUGAAGAACGCUUGAAGACUCCUGAACCACCAGUUAUCUCCGAUACCAAACAAUUUGAAAAGACCAGUUUGUCCAGUCUACUGGAAGCGUCUGUUUCUGCUAAAGAUUCGACUAGUCCACCAGUCUUAUAUCCAGGAUUCAAGCCAGAAAUACUACGGCAUUGCGAGCACGCCCUACGUGGACUUCCAAUCGAAGAUCCACGUUUGAAAAGGAAGGGUAGAUUUUUCUUUGACCCAAAGAAAGCAGACUCUAAAAGUAAGUACGAGGAAUAUCCUUCCAAUUCUAUACUCUUGCUGAAUGGCAAGAAAAUAUAUUGGGAGGAAGAAGAGGUACAACAAUACGAUACGUCGUUGACAACGCAAACCAUGCAGAUGCAUCAAAAGAUUUGUCAAACAGAAGAAAUUGAAAUGGAUUCGAAAUCCGUGGAAGCGCACGUCGAUAUGGUUGAUUUUGAGAUGCAAGUAUAUCCACAUGACAUCGAACAUGAGAUCAAAGAAGAAAGAAAAUCUAUCAUGGAUAGGCUCGAUUGGAAUACGCGGGAAAAACAUCGAGACGCGGAUGACUUAAGAUGGAACUUGAGCAAUUUGUCUCAUAAACGCCCAUGGAAGAGGACAUUGUCUCCGCCUAAUAGGAGAUCCCACGAUCGGGAUCAUUUCCAAAGCGUACCUUCGCCGGAACAUCCAUCGAGAAAUUUAGAAACAAACUCCAGUAAGAGAAGUAGAGAUAGUUAUUCUAGGGGAUCAAUUCGAGAACAAUAUGAUAGAUAUUCACCGAAUUAUAAUCGUUCGAUGAACAUUGAUGAUUUUCGCGAGAACAGAAGUGAUCGUAGUCGAGGCGAAAGUCCCAUAAUGAAUCUCGGAGAUUCCGAGGAAGAUUCGGACGAAACGUUUACAUUCCAAAGAGAAAACGAUUGGUGUGGAAGAGGAAGAAGACCGUUUCGAGGGAAGUCUACGAGAGGAAAAUAUUCAAGAGGCAGACAGUAUCGUGCACGUUGCUCUUUUAAUAAAUUCUAAUUUCUUAUAGAUUAUAAAUGUAGUAAACUAAAUAUAUAUUGAAAAUAAUUAUAUUUGCGAAAUUACUGAAAAUAUACAGUUCGACGUACGGUAUAAGUUUAUGGUAUCAUCAAAUCAGUUUGUACAUUAUUUAUAAAAAAUACCGUCAUCACAUAUAUAUAUAUAUAACUAACUAUACCGUUCGGCCGAUUAAUCAAAUGUAAACAUUUUUUACUAUGCACAAAAAAUAAAAAUUUAACCCAUCAACAAAGUACGUGCAUAAGUUUUUGAAAGUGCAAGCGUAAAGGGGAAAUAUAAUUAAUUUCCUCUGCACAAAUAUACUGUAAUACGGUGACUACAAAAAGCAUCGAACCGCAAUUUAUUUGUUGUAUAUGUAUAUAUAUAUGAAUAUAAUCAUAAUGAUCUAUACAUAUUAAUAUGUAAUAUGUAAUAUGUAUAUAUCUUUUUACUAAAAACAAAAAUGUCUUCAAGUUGUUGAUACCAGUGAAACAAACGAACAAUGUUAUUUUAAUCCUUUUUGCGUAUAUUUAUCCCAAAAAAUGGUUGUAUCGACGUAUUUCAUAGCCAUCUAUAUAUCGCGCAAGGGACAAGAAAAGUUUUUCAAUCAAUGAAAAGAUUUUUUUUUUUCAAAUAUACACAUAAACUAAUGAUCUAUGCAUUUCAUUUGCCAUUAUGAUUCCUAAUAGAAAUUAUGUUGUCUCAUUUACCAUUAUGUUAUUUAAAUGCAUAUUAUUGAUUUUUUAACAGCAAUGAUCAAUCGUCGAAUUUGAAAAAUUCCUCAUUUUUUUCUUUGAGGAAUCCGACAAUCGACAUAGAUACAGCGUAUAUUUCAAAAGUAACGAUUCGAAUUGAAUUAACAUUUCAACGAAUAAUAUCGUAGCACGUUUUCGGACAAAUCAGGGAGAUUUCGAAUGGAACAUUUGAAUCAGCUUUACCGAAAAAGAGCCAAUAGGAAAGCUCCAAGAAAAAAGUCAAAUAAGAUUGCGAUUGGUCGAGGUCAGGGAUUGGAUGAAAAUAGUGGAACAACGGUAACUAAAGACAAAUGUUGGUUGGUGAAUUCGGAUACAGUCUAGCGCUAUAGAGCAAAGAGAAAGAGAGAGCGAGGAACGCUAGCGCCAGCGGUCCGCGCGACGGAAAUUGGAGGAACCAUUCGGCAUGGAUCCAGCUCCAUGUUCGGCCGUGAAAGCGAUGCGGUGUCCCCGCGGUUAGGGCGUAAGAUUCUCGUUGCUUUGGCGAGAACGUGGUGCGUUUUGUACGCGUCGACCGUUGAAUCGGUCGACGGAAAAGGGCGCGCUAUCGGACGUAAGUCUUAUCGGGAGUUCGGUAUACGGUGGUGGUGGGUGUGCGCGCGUCGAGGUAGUGCGGCGUGGCGGAGCGACUUGAGAGACUCGUGGAGAGGAAUACGACAAGAGGAAGUAGAAGUGGAAGAAGACGAAGAAGAAGGAGAAGGAGGAAGAGGAGGUAGUGGUGUUGUUGGUCAAUUUAGAAAAGAAGGAGAAAGAGUAUUACGUGGUGGUGCCUCGAUAAGAGGAAGGAGAAAAGGAAGGUUCGUCUUCGUAGACGUCCGCUCGUCAAGCUCGUCACGGCGGUGUACGGUGUCGCGAGGUUCAUCGUCGGCCGAAGGGCUCGUCGUCGAAGCGUGUCGUCGUCGUCGUCGUCGUCGUCGUCGUUGUCGUCGUCGACGGUGACGCCGGCCGCGGCGGCGCGUGGUGCGAGGACGAGGUGAAUGCACGGCGGCCGCGGUGUGUGUGUCAGUGGUGUAAGCUCGUGUCUUCUGCGCUCGUGGAAACCCGCCAAAAGCCGCGGCCGCGAACAAGCACCACUAGGAUUAGCAGCAGUGGCGUGUACGACAGCUGGACCGAGAUCUUUUUCCUCGUCGUCCUCGUUAUCAUUAUCAUCGUGAUCAUUUUUGUUGGUGCCGUCGUUAUUAGUGAACGCGAACGUGCUGUAUCAAAGAAGAACGAAAAGAAGGAUUAAGGAUUGCAAAGGGAUAAAUUUGAUAUCAACUUUGUCAUCGGUACAGCAUGAAGGCAGAUAGUAACGUCAAGUGAGAAAGAAAGGGAAAGAAAUAAUAAUAAGAAGAAGAAGAAGAA